Molecule: messenger RNA, 303 nt
Organism: Pieris macdunnoughi
Lineage: Eukaryota; Metazoa; Arthropoda; Insecta; Lepidoptera; Pieridae
Source: the annotation of a GenBank genome assembly
AUGUGGGGCUACCCUCUAUGGGUCUUGCCGCCAGAGUCGGUACUCUGUAAUUUAAAAAACGAUUUUUUAUGGGAUCUCCCUGUUGGCCCUACAGGACUUUGCCAGCUCAAUUCGAGCUGUUUUGUAAAGCGUAGCUCUGGCAAAAAUGAGCUUUUCCUACGACUAGUAGAAGUGCGUCUCCUGCAAGAACUGGACCUCGGUUUGGGCCGUCGUCAAUCUCCUGGCAGGACGGAAGCUCCUAGUGAGAUCCAAGAACGAAGUAAGGGACCUCGCCUUCACGUUGAAGGCGGUCUUUUGCUCUAG